Teleopsis dalmanni is the source of this 867-nucleotide messenger RNA. RefSeq lists its product as uncharacterized. The transcript is spliced from 2 exons. NCBI's taxonomy places the organism in Eukaryota, Metazoa, Arthropoda, Insecta, Diptera, Diopsidae. The record is from RefSeq and is a predicted model, not a curated record. The coding region runs from base 1 to 867 and encodes 288 amino acids.
AUGGUAUUUGUAAAUGAAGAAUUCUGGAAAGAAUUUAUUGGCAUUUACGAAAGCUUACUUUCGUUGUGGAAAAUUAAAGACAAUGAUUAUCAUAAUAGAAGUUUAAAAGCUGAAAGCUACAAAGUUUUAGUGGAGAAAUUAAAAGAAAUUUACCCUGACGCGAACAUUGAAAUGGUAAAAAAAAAAAUUAAUACUUUGCGAAGUGGUUAUCGGAGAGAAUUGAAGAAAAUUGUACAAAGCGAGAGGUCUGGUGCAGGUGUUAGUGAUGUAUAUACGUCAUCCCUCUGGCAUUUCGACGAUUUAGGAUUUCUUAAAGAUCAAGAGUCAGAAAUUACAGGAGUGACGUCAAUGGAAGAACCGUUAAACGGAAGUGUGAUAGAGGAACAGCCGGCUCACAAACGUCGAAUACGUACAGAUAGUGAAAGGACUACAUUGUUAAAUGACGCAAUAGAGAGCUUAAAAACAAGCCAACAGCAAGACGAUGCGACUAAUCUAAGUAUCGGUUGGGCAACACAAUUUCGAAAGUUGAAUUCCAACCAACAAAUAUAUGCAAAUAAAAUGAUAAAUGAAGUACUCUACCAGGCAACUUUAGAAAAUUUGGAUUUAUACUCUUACAAAGUUGUAGAGGGUAUAUCAGCUCGCGGAACGACACAUCACUUGUCACAAUCAUUUUCGCCAAACUAUGCGUCUUCUUCAAGUAAUGGUCCUUCACCUCCUUUUUUUUACAAUUCACAAAGCCAUGCAUCAACAUCAAACAUCUAUAUUCCAGCUAUAUCUCCUGUUCACCCAUUGCCAUAUGUUGGUGUAGAAGAACAACAGCAGUACGGAAGCAUUGAAGAUAUCGUGAUAGAUGAGGAAUUUUCUUAA